Molecule: messenger RNA, 1341 nt
Organism: Periconia digitata
Lineage: Eukaryota; Fungi; Ascomycota; Dothideomycetes; Pleosporales; Periconiaceae
Source: the annotation of a GenBank genome assembly
CCUCGACAUAGUUGGGCGCAAAACUCUUCACUCAUCUCUCACUGUUAUCCACACACGAGCCACUCCGCUCUCCGUAGCUCAAGCGGAAGUUAUUCCUUCAACAAACCGAAAUUAAAGAAGAAAAACAAGACCGCAUAUAACGAGCUGCAGGUGUACACAAACAUGGCGCCAGCCUCAUUGACUCCUGCACGUUCGUCCGACCUCGGCCUCCCACCAAAUUCGUACAUCUACAAAAUCAUAUCCACAGCACCGCGCCAGGACCCUCUCUCGUAUCUACAGACCGAUCAACUCGCCGUCAUCUCCUCGGAAGACUCACUCCAUUUUCUCGAUCCUGGAAGCCUCAACACUAGCGGUGUAAUUCAACAUGUGAACGACAAGGUCACGUGUCUAGAACGUGGCAACGACCAGGCGGGCAACAUAGUUGCUACAGCGGGCAGAGAUGGACUUGUCAAUCUAUGGGAUAAGAGAAGCAGGCAAAAGACCAUGAGCGUAGAAAUUCCACACAAGUUAAUAUCCUCCAUCGUCUGUUCCCACCCCACCAACUUCCUCGCGGCAGGCAUAGAGAACCCACAAGAUGGUCCCGAUUCAUCCCCCGUAUACAUCUACGACACCCGCAACCCAACCACCCCCCAUCUAUCCCUCAUUGAAUCCCACACCGACACCGUCACGACUCUUCAACUCCACCCUUCUCACCCGACUCUCUUGCUGUCAUCUAGCACAGAUGGACUCAUCAACAUCUUCGACACUAGCAAACCAGACGAAGACGAUGCUCUGUACCAGGUCAUCAACCACCGGUCCGCCGUCGCCCACGCGGGAUUCAUGUUUCCAAAUACUGACGUGUACGCCAUGGGAACUGACGAGACGUUGAGUUUCUACGCUUUGCAGAACGCGGUGGAGGAAGUGGAGGAGCCGACGCCGAAAGCGUAUGGAGAUGUCAGGGAGUCGUUUGGGUGUGAGUAUCUGGCUCGAAUGCACUGGGUGGGAAGUGAGGCUUUUGUUGCUGCGGGGAAGCACAGCUCUGCUGAACUCACCCUCUAUCCCGUGCACAAAAACACACAAGCUGGUCCUCUCGAGUAUAUCUGCGACCCUGAGAACACCGUUGUCCUGCCUGGCGCUCACGGGGAGGAGAUUGUGCGAGAUCUUUUCACCGAUAUUCACACACGUACAACAUACACAUGCGGCGAAGACGGAUUCGUCCGAGCCUGGCAAGCCUCUGGCGAUCAAGCAGCCAUGGACCUCGACGAAAGCAAAACCAAAAACAAGAAAGACAAGCGCAAGGACAAAAAGGAGAAGCGCAAAGGCGAUGACGAUGGCAAAAAAGCGAGGUUUGCUCCUUACUAA